AUGCCCAAGUUCAGCUGCCGGAAGCUCCGGGAGGCCGGCCAGGGCUUCGAGAAUUUCCUGCUGGCGGAGGGGCUGGACCAGGAGACGGACCGCGAGCGCCUGCGGAGCGUCUACAACGAAAAGUUCAAGUCCAGCUUCGGGAAGCCCGCCCCCGGCUUCUCCUCCAUGCUGUACGGGAUGAAGAGCGCCAACCUGGCCUACGUCACCAAGAAGCAGGUCCGGUUCUUCAAACUGGACCGCUGGACCGACCCGUCCGGCACCAGCACCUGCCGCCACAAGUCCCUGUUCGCCAAGAUCUUCCAUGACAGGGCCGAGUACCUCCGGGGGAAGCACGGGGUGGACGUGGAGGUGCAGGGGCCCCACGAGGCCCAGGACGGGCAGCUCCUGAUCCGCCUUGACCUGAACCGCAAGGAGCGGCUGACCCUGCGGCUGCAGAACGGAGGGGCCCAGCCGGUCACCCUCACCCACGUCUUCCCGCUUUUCUGGACCUCCCAGUUCAAGUUCUUCCCCGGGGACCAGCAGCUGCCCUGCUCGCUGGGCCCCGGGGAGAGCUAUGAGCUCAUGGUGCACUGCCAGACCAGCUUCGUGGGCUACUUCCCCGCCACCGUCAUCUGGGAGCUGCUGGGCCCCGAGGAGCCGGGCUCGGAGGGUGCCGGCACCUUCUACAUCGCCCGCUUCCUGGCCGUGGUCGCCCACAGCCCCCUGGCCGCGCAGCUGAAGCCCACCGCGCCCUACAAGCGGGCCCGCAUCACCGGGAACCCCCUCGUGAGCGCCCGCAUCGAGGAGGGAGAGAGGCCCGACCGCGCGAAGGGCUAUGAGCUGGAGCUCAGCUUGGCGCUGGGGCCGUACCACCCGCCCGCCCGCCUCCGCCGGCUGCUCCCCACGCUGCUGCAGGGGAGGAGCGUCUUCACGGCCCCGAAGGAGGUCGCCGAGGUCAAGGCCAAGCUGGAGACGUCCCUGAAGAGCAGAAACUACCAGACGAAGCUCCAGCUGCUGCUGCACCUGGAGGAGCUGCAGAUGGAGCAUGACAUCCGGCACUACGACCUGGAGUCCGUGCCCAUGACCCGGGACCCCGUCGCCCAGAACCCCAAGCUGCUCACGUUGGAGGUUCCUGGGGUGGCCGAGAGCCGCCCCUCGGUGCUCCGGGGAGACCACCUGUUCGCCGCGCUGUGCUCCGAGGCGCACCAGCAGGACCCCGUCACCUACAAGGGCUUCGUGCACCGGGUGGAGCUGGAUCGCGUCAAGCUGAGCUUCUCCCCGAGCCUCCUGGGCCGCUUCGUGGACGGGCUGACCUUCAAGGUGAGCUUCACCUUCAACCGGCAGCCCCUGCGGGCGCAGCAUCGGGCCUUGGAGCUGACGGGGCGCCACCCGCUGUGGCCCACGCUCUUUCCCAAGGCCGCCCGCGGGGUCCGGCGGCUGCCCUCCGAGGACGUGGCGUUCAAGCUCUACGACCGGAGUCUGGAGUCGAACCCCGAGCAGCUCCAGGCCCUGAAGCACAUCGUGAUGGGCACCACCCGUCCGGCCCCCUACAUCAUCUUCGGGCCGCCGGGCACCGGCAAGACGGUCACCCUGGUGGAAGCCAUCAAGCAGGUGGUGAAACUCUUGCCCCAGGCCCACGUCCUGGCCUGCGCUCCGUCCAAUUCGGGGGCAGAUCUCCUCUGCCAGCGGCUCCGCACCCACCUGCCCAGCUCCAUCUACCGGCUCCUGGCCCCCAGCAGGGACUUCCGCAUGGUGCCCGAGGACAUCAAGCCCUGCUGCAACUGGGACGCCACCAAGGGGGAGUUCGUGUUUCCCGCCAAGAAGAAGCUGCAGGAAUAUCCCGUCUUAAUCACCACCCUCAUCACUGCCAGCAGAUUGGUCUCGGCCCAGUUUCCCAUCGACCAUUUCACCCACAUCUUCAUCGAUGAGGCCGGCCACUGCAUGGAGCCCGAGAGCCUGGUGGCCAUCGCAGGGCUGAUGGAAGUCAAGGAGUCGGGCGAUCCGGGGGCGCAGCUGGUGCUGGCGGGGGACCCCCGGCAGCUGGGGCCUGUGCUGCGCUCCCCGCUGGCCCAGAAGCACGGGCUGGGCUACUCGCUGCUGGAGCGGCUGCUUACCUUCAACGCCCUGUACAAGAAGGGCCCCGACGGCUACAACGCCCAGUUCAUCACCAAGCUGCUGCGCAACUACAGGUCUCACCCCACCAUCCUGGACAUCCCUAACCAGCUCUACUACGACCGGGAGCUGCAGCCCUGUGCCGACCAGGUGGAGCGGGAGCGCUUCUGCCAGUGGGAGGGCCUGCCCCGCCAGGGCUUCCCCAUCAUCUUCCACGGCGUCAUGGGCAAGGAUGAGCGUGAGGGCAACAGCCCCUCCUUCUUCAACCCCGAGGAGGCCGCCACGGUGACCUCCUACCUGAAGCAGCUGCUGGCGUCCUCCUCCAAAAAGGGCCGAGGCUGCCUGAGCCCCCGGCACGUGGGCGUCAUCUCCCCGUACCGGAAGCAGGUGGAAAAGAUCCGCCACUGCAUCACCAGGCUGGACAAGCAGCUGCGGGGACUGGACGACAUCAAGGACCUGAAGGUGGGCUCCGUGGAGGAGUUCCAGGGCCAGGAGCGCAGCGUCAUCAUCAUCUCGACCGUGCGGAGCAGCCAGAGCUUCGUGCAGCUGGACCUGGACUUCAACCUGGGCUUCCUCAAGAACCCCAAGAGGUUCAACGUGGCCGUGACCCGGGCCAAAGCCCUGCUCAUCGUGGUGGGCAACCCGCUGCUCCUGAGCCACGACUCCGACUGGAAGGCAUUCCUGGACUUCUGCAGAGACAAUGGGGGCUACACCGGGUGCCCCUUCCCUUCCAAAGUGGACCCGGAGCACGAACAGGAUUUAAUCAAAGGUCUGAGCAAGCUCAGCUUCUCUACCUCAGGGCCCCAAAGUCCCGACUACCUCUCCCAGGACCUGGAGGGUGAGGCCCACCUGCCCCUGCAGGUGGAGCCGGAGUGGAGGAACGACCUCUGA
Molecule: messenger RNA, 2982 nt
Organism: Pipistrellus nathusii (Nathusius's pipistrelle)
Lineage: Eukaryota; Metazoa; Chordata; Mammalia; Chiroptera; Vespertilionidae
Source: the annotation of a GenBank genome assembly